AUGAACAACCAGGUCCUCCUGGCCUUGGUGGUUAGGAUAUCCAUCGCCGUGUUUACUAGAACAUUCUUCCAGCCGGACGAAUACUUUCAAGCCUUAGAGCCUGCACAUGCCCUUGUGUUCGGAUAUGGACAUGUUACUUGGGAAUGGUUGACCGUCCUACCGAUCCGAAGUGUCAUUUACCCCAGUUUGAACGCGCCUCUCUUCUGGCUGGUGAAGGUACUGCAUCUGGAUGAUGCUGCCAUCGGAGACCUACUGUUGAUCACAGGACCUCGGCUGCUUCAUGGAUGCAUUGCGGCAGUCACGGAUAUCUGGAUUGCCUUGCUAGCUAAGAAAAUUGCUGGUGAGCGAUAUGCAUCAACCUCGAUGGCAAAGCUCGUCCUUUCAUUGCUCUCGACCUUCAACGCUCUCAGUCUGUCGAGAUCGCUUUCUAAUUCAAUGGAAACAUCUUUAACGACUGUUGCGUUUUCCUAUUUCCCAUGGGAUAGUAGUGCGAAUCUCAGCCACGUACUGCUAUUUGACAGGAAGGCACUACGCAAAUCCCUUGCAUUUGCUGCUUUGGCUUGCGCAGUACGGCCGACGAAUGCCGUGAUAUGGGUUUUCUUGUACGGCAAUCUGGUCUGGCAACUACGGACUCGUCCCAGAGCCUUGGGCGCAUUUUUGGCAGACGUAGCAAGCACAGGGUUACUUAUCCUAGGUCUUCAGUUCGUGCUGGAUUCAGCUUACUAUGGCAAGCCAACGUUCACACCACUGAACUUCUUUCUGACAAAUCUAUCCUCCGUUUCGAACUUCUAUGGCGGCAAUCCAUGGCACUUCUACCUGAGCGCUGCGCUGCCAAUACUGGGUGGCACUUGUCUCCCUUUCGUGCUGCUGGGUGUGCGGUCUGCUUUCAAAGAUAGCAAAAGGGACUCUGGGUCUCUGCAACUAGCUUCGUACACCAUUGGCUGGACGAUUGCUAUAUACUCGCUCUCCAGGCAUAAAGAGUGGCGGUUCAUACACCCGAUCCUCCCACUUCUUCAUAUCUUGGCUGCAAAGUGGCUCGUGGAUAAUUCUGACCAGCAUAGUCGCGCGCGAGGCAAACUCAAGCCAAAAAGCGCGGCACAAAGUUGGACGCGUGUGCUACCUCCUCUCCGAAAGGUCCAUAUUCUCAUCAUCCUCAUUCAAGCACCGAUUUCCCUAUUUUUGGUUCUGGAUUACUGUAGUGCCCCGAUCAGCGUCAUGUCGUAUCUGCGUGGGUUACCUGCAGAGGAUUUGUCAAGAAGCAUUGGCUUCCUGGUGCCGUGCCACUCGACACCAGGUUAUGCGUAUCUCCAUCGGAGUGAACUCAGUGCGGGGAAAUGGUGGAUGCUGGGGUGCGAACCUCCGCUAAGGUUAGCUCUUCACUUAUUCUUCGUUUAUUCCAUUAAGCUACAACCGUUGUACAGAGGGGAAGCACUCGACACGUAUAUGGACCAGACCGACGUAUUCUUCCAAUCACCCAUCGAUUAUAUUGACCGAUAUUUCCCCUCGAAGGUCAACACUUCUUUUCCAGUAUCGCCUCAUCCUGCUUCCUUGCCUGGUACCAAAGACGACCAAUGGGAGCAUGAGUGGCCCAAACAUCUGGCAUUCUUCGGCCAAUUGUUAUCAUAUGACGGCGUAGAGUCACGGCUGAAGCAACUUGGUUACCAUGAAGUGUGGAGGAGGGGGAGAGACUGGGAAGGUGAAGGAAAGCGCAAGGGCGGCGUGCGUGUGUGGCGGUGGGAUUGA
This is a messenger RNA of Pleurotus ostreatus (oyster mushroom), 1743 nucleotides long. RefSeq names its product glycosylphosphatidylinositol anchor biosynthesis (gene GPI10). Gene Ontology annotation, biological process: GPI anchor biosynthetic process. Gene Ontology annotation, cellular component: endoplasmic reticulum membrane. The transcript has 5 exons. The record is from RefSeq and is a predicted model, not a curated record. The coding region runs from base 1 to 1743 and encodes 580 amino acids. Gene Ontology annotation, molecular function: alpha-1,2-mannosyltransferase activity. NCBI's taxonomy places the organism in Eukaryota, Fungi, Basidiomycota, Agaricomycetes, Agaricales, Pleurotaceae.